AUGACAACUUUGCUUGCUUUACCAGAUGAGAUAAUAUUGGAAAUUUUAAAUAAUUUCAAUCAAUUAAUACUCCUAAAAUUACGAGCGGUGAAUAAAAGAUUAUACCGAUUAUGUAAUGAAAAGCUAUUCUCAUCGAUAUUUGUGAAUAAUGGAGGUGGUCCUAAGAUUUUAAUUAAUUAUGAUAUACCCACUACUACGUUUUAUCAAGAAUAUUUUAUUUUUAAUUAUUAUGAAAAAUUCAUUCAAUUCUGUCUUAAACCAUAUAUGAUUGAAUAUGUUAAAAAGUUGGUAUUUUUCAAUGAUGAUAUUGAUCCUAGAGCUAUUAGAAGUUUAAUUAAUAUGUAUCCAAAGAUGAGUAUAUUUAUAGAACGACAAUGUGGGAAAUAUCUACAAAUAAGAGAAUUUGAUAUUGGUAAUACGUUGAAUAAAUCAAUGAUCACUUCAUUUGCUAUAAAUGCAAAUUUUGAUCUGUGGGGAAAUAUCCUACCUGAAUUAUCAAGAUUGAAUACCUUACGAAUCAAUAAUGGAUCAACUGAAUUAUUCAAUCAAUUCCAAUAUAAGAACAUCUAUCUCGAUCAACUCAAAGAAUUUUCACUCGAAUUACGUGAAAAACAACCAUCAUCUACAAGUUUAUCCACUUCAAUGUCCAAAGUAUUCAAUCUAGCUGCCAUCCAGAAACUAGAACUCAAAUUCAUUUCCAAACCGCCCCUUGAAGCCGAUUUAGUCAAUCUCUUCACUCAAUUGUUCUCAUUGAAACAUAUAUCCAUAAUCAGUCAAAAUAUUCGAUUUGACGAACUCAUAAAACAAUUAAUCCCCAAUAGUUUGCAUUCGUUGUAUAUAAAUGUAAUUGGAGGCAAAAGUAAUAAUAAUUCAUUUGAACCAAUUAGGAUAUGGGAAAUUUCCAAAACUCAGUGUGAAUCACUUGUGAGACUUGGAUGGUCGAAUAUUAUUCAUAAUCGAAAACUGAAAUUAUAUGGCUUGUUAGAGUUUGAGAGAAUUUAUGAAAUGGGGGAUAAUGAUAUCGAGGAGGAUGAUUGUGAUAAUGAGAAGAUUGGAAAAGUAGAUAGGCUUUUGAGAGCGUAUGGAGCGUAUAGAAAUUUGAGACAGGUUGUUAUUGAUGAAGAUCAGUUUAUGAUUGAGAGAGAAAUGAGUGUUGGUGUUGAAAUUAGAAGUAUUAGAUAG
Molecule: messenger RNA, 1182 nt
Organism: Hemisphaericaspora subhashii
Lineage: Eukaryota; Fungi; Ascomycota; Pichiomycetes; Serinales; Debaryomycetaceae
Exons: 1
Coding region: 1-1182 (393 amino acids)
Molecular function (GO): protein binding
Source: RefSeq, a predicted model, not a curated record